AUGAAUAAUCUUGUUUUAAAAAAUAGAUUUAUUUAUUAUUUGAGAAAUGGGAACAAUAUUACUAUUAGUAGAAAAUUUCAUAAAAAUAAUUAUAACUCGCUAAAAAAGUAUAAUGCCCAAUUUGAUUAUCAGAUAUAUAUAAAUAAUUACACAGAUUUUGCAAAAAAAAAAAAACAACACUUUUAUUCUACAUAUAAAACUACUCCAGAAAAUAAGAAUAUAAAUGAAAUAAAUGAAGCAAACCAAAUAAAUAGCUUCUCUAACUUACCUAAUGAAUAUAAAAAAAAUAAAGAAAUCGAUUGUAAAAAUGUGGAUAAUUUUGUAAAUAAAAAUAAUAAUGAAGAUAAAUUUAAUAUUGAAGAAAACGAAGAAAUAAAAAAAGGAAAAAAAAAAUUCUCAAAAAUAAAAAUAAUAGGAUACACAUUCAUUUUUGUAUUUGGAACAUAUGUUUCUUAUAAAAUUUAUAAAAAUAAUUUUAAUUUAUCAAAAGCCGAAGAAAAUAUAUUAAAAGAUUUUUUUAGUAUUAUUUAUACUAACGAAGAAAAAGAAAACGUUAAAAAUUCUAAAUUUAUAACAUGUCUAAAUGAAAAUUUAACCAAACAAAUAGCCAUGUAUUUUUUACAAAUUGAUGCCGAUAAAAAAUCUGGAUUUAUUAUUAAUGAUGCUCUCAUUUUUUUAUCAGAAUUAAAUAUAAAUGAAGAUAACGAAAUUGUAAAAAAAUUUAUACAAAAUGGUAAUGGAAAAAAUACUGAAUUAAAAAAAUAUUCGGGAUGUUCCUUACAACAAUUUGGUGAGUUAUUGGAAAAUCUAAUUUUAGCAAAUAAAACGAAAAAUCAUAAUAACGUACUAUCAAAUAACGUACUAUCAAAUGACGUACUAUCAAAUGACGGUUUAAAUAAUUUACUGGAAAAUGAUCAAAAAAAACAUUAUAUUAAUAUUAUACAGAAUUAUUUAGAUAUUUUUAUUAAUGCUAUUAAAACGUCAAAUUUAUAUUUAUAUUAUCAAAACAAUAAAAAAAAAACACAAAAUGAAGAUAUCUUAGAUGAUUUAGAAAUUUUAAUUUUAGACAAACUAACUAAAUACAAUGAUAAAUAUGUUGAUAAAAAAAAUUUAUCUUUAGAUUAUAUAUUAAGUAAAGAAGAAAUAGAUCUUCUUCGUAAAAAUUGUAUAUCAAACAAAAAAGACGAAGAAAAAGAAUUACUGUUAAUUGAAAAAAAAAAUAUUGAAGAUAAAAUUAAACGACUAUUAGACCUUCAAAAAAAAAAAAAAUUAACAGAAACCGAAAUUAAAAGAUUACAAGAUUUGAAAAAUAAUUUGAAAAACGUUAAAUAUGCCAUAAAAAAGGAGCAAAUUAAGAGAUAUUUCAACUAG
Messenger RNA from Plasmodium yoelii, 1371 nucleotides. RefSeq names its product conserved protein, unknown function. The record is from RefSeq and is a predicted model, not a curated record. The transcript has a single exon. Lineage: Eukaryota; Apicomplexa; Aconoidasida; Haemosporida; Plasmodiidae. The coding region runs from base 1 to 1371 and encodes 456 amino acids.